CUGGGAAGACCUGCCCGCUCCCCCCGCCCCGUCCUCAGUAGCCGCGGGCGCUGGGCGGCGGACGAGCGGCGCGGAGCGGGGAGCCCGAGCCCCGGGGUGCGGCCGCCCUCCCUCCCUCCGUGCGUCCUGCGGGCUGCCAGAAAAAAAAAUAAAAUAAAAUGGAGCACAUGUUACUGCUAUUCAUAUUUUUCAUACCUAUAUUGGGUCCCAGUAAUGGAACAGAAACCGAACAAGAUUUUACUUGGCACUUAAAGAAGAUUCCCCAGAUUGUGAGAGAAAGGACUUUCUCCCUUGACAGCCCUAAAUUUGAAGCAAAAACCAAAUUGGAGCUGAACAGUGUAUGUGGAAUUGAAUGUCAAAGAAAACUGCCUGUGCCAAGCCUGUCUGACUUGAAGAACCUCUUAUCCUAUGAGACUGUUUUUGAAAAUGGCACACGGACCCUGACUGAAGUGAACGUCCUCGGAGCAGUGCCUGACCCAGCUGCAAACACAACAACACGAAGGCCUUUGAGAAAGAAGAGGCAGAUUUAUGGAACAGACAGCAGGUUCAGCAUCUAUGACAAGAGGUUUAUGACCAACUUCCCCUUCAACACAGCUGUGAAGAUCUCCACGGGCUGCAGUGGCAUUCUGGUGUCCCCCAGGCACGUGCUAACAGCAGCCCACUGCCUGCACAAUGGCAAGGAUUAUGUUAAGGGCAGCAAAAGACUGAGGGUGGGCCUGAUGAAGACGAAAUCCAGAGGCAACGGCAGGAAACGCAAAGGCGCUAAAAGAAGCAGGAGAGAAAUUUCUGCGGCCAAAGAAGAUCCCAAAGCUGCCACGGAACUGAGGCGACAAUCCAAAGGGGAUGAGAGAAAGCAGAGGCGAUCUGGGAGGAAGCAAGGGACCUCAGAUGGCCUGCCCUCCUUCCAGUGGACCCGGGUGAAGAGUACACACAUCCCAAAGGGCUGGUUUAAGGGUGUCUCUGGGGAUAUUGCCCUGGAUUAUGAUUAUGCUGUUCUUGAGCUCAAGCGUCCCCACAAAAGGAAAUACAUGGAGCUGGGAAUCAGCCCAACAAUCAAAAUGAUGCCUGGGAGCAUGAUCCACUUCUCAGGUUUUGACAAUGAUCGGUCUGGGCAGCUGGUCUAUAGAUUUUGUAGCAUUUCUGAGGAGUCCAAUGAUCUGUUUUAUCAGUACUGUGAUGCUGAGCCUGGCUCCACGGGGUCUGGCAUCUAUCUCCGCUUGAAGGAGCCAAACAAAAAGAAGUGGAAACGCAAGAUCAUCGCUGUUUACUCAGGCCAUCAGUGGGUGGACAUCAAUGGCCAUCAGCAGGAUUACAAUGUAGCAGUACGAAUUACCCCUCUCAAAUAUGCCCAGAUUUGCUUCUGGAUACAUGGGAAUGAUGGGAAUUGCACACAAGGCUGAAGAGAGCCGAGCCUCACUUGCUUAGCCACCCUCACUGCUGUAGAGUGAAAGGCGACCGCAACAGUGACUGGAAGAACAUCACUCCACACCAGAAUGUUUUUGAACUCAAAGCUUGCAAGUAGUGCCAUGGUGACUUAAGGAAUGCUGAAUUGCUAGGGGAGGGGUAGAAUUGUCAGAUAAAGUAUUUCUAAUUGUAAUCAACCUAGAUAGGCACUUAAAAUCCCAAGCUAUAUUUAUGUUUCCAAUUGUGAUAAAUUCAAGUCACUCAUGGGGAAAAAAAUGGCUGCACAUGUUUGUCAUUUUUUCCCCAGGGGAAGGGUUGAAACAUCUCUAACUGGUGUUAUUAAACAAUAUCUAUUUUUUUCCAAUGCAUUUACUUUCUCAGGGUUCUGUUCCAAUUCUUCAAAUGCAAGUUGUGCAUGUAGCAUGUUACUGUAUGUGCAGAAUGAUCCAGAGAACUGCAUGAGAACAAGAGUUCAAGAGAACAACAUGAGUUAUUCUGGCAUUCUCUAAAGACCACAGGUCCAUGCUGAGAAGCAGCACUACAGUUAAUGAUUGUUUGGAAAACUUCCUCUUCUGGUUGCUGCAAGAACCCUCCCAUGGGAAUUCCGAAUUUAUGUAGCUGAGGGUUACACCUUAAAGACAAAUUCACUUCAUUGCUCAGUAGAAAUGGCAAAACAGAAGUUAACAAACAAAAGUUUCUAUGUUUGGAAGAAGAAGACAUCUGGACAUAGUUUAAUGUCUUUAAACAUUCUUUGAGAAGCUAUAAAAUCUUAAACACAUGCAUUUGCCUUCCAAUUAGUAUUUGGAGAACUGUAAGUUUAGUUUCUAGUCAAAUGUUUAGCUUUACCAUUGGGAGAAGUCACUGACUCCUGAACUGGCUACUUGACAAUCAUUUGGAGCUUCACAGAUGAUAUAUUUUUUGGGUGCUAAACAUUCUUUCAGUUUUUAUAAGUUACUUUUGUAUGAGUUCAGCUUCAUAGAUAGCAUAAUAUGUAUUAGACCGGGAGUUGGAAAUCAGUAUUUUAGUUUGGCUUUAUACAGUUUUGGAAAGUGUGUGAUUUUAAUCAUGUUAUAUUCAGACUUCACCUCAACAUAAUUCACAAGGUUAACUAAAAAUUUCUCCUAAAUAAAUUAUAGCACCUUCUGAAUGGUAAAACUAUCCUGUGCAUUAUAAAAGGUAUCUUGUUAGAUAGCAGCAGAAGUCAGCAAAUAAUUUGGUUCAAUAUGUUUGCAGAACCAUGUAUUUAAUGAAGACACAAACUGAGCUUGACUCUUACACACCUUUAAACACAAAUCACCUUCUUAAAAACUGCUGUUGAUUGCUAUAUAAGUCCAUAUCUUUUAUUUUAUGUCAAGAUUUUAAAGUACACAGAGUUGUUACGGUGCUAUUUUAAUCUAAUAACAUAAAAAGAUACUGUGCCUUUCUGAUCAUAUCCUUUGGGUUUCAAAACUUUCAGAGUAUUCCCCACCAUAAUACUUAAUUUUUACCAUAAAUUAAUGUUGACAGAAAUACUUUUCUUCCUGUGCUGGAGAAAAAAAUACUCUUUGUUUGUUGGAAUCUUUAAAAUAUGCUUAUAUAUUUUGACGAAAUAAGAUGAUUUUAAAUAACCCAUUUUUUGGUAGAUGGUUGAAAGUAUAUAACCUGACACACUGAAUGUGCAGGCAACUUUGUCAUUAUUGCCAUAUUAUUGCCAAAGCAUAAAAAUUUAAGACUUGCUUCCAUAUCAUAACCCUAAGAAUAUUUCAUUCAUUGGAAGAGAUGUCACUUUAAAGGAAACUAUUUCUUUUAAUGUCAGCCUUUCCAGAGUACACUCAACUUUUCUUCCUUUAUUACAUUUUAAUUUUAUUUUGUGUGAUUGUUUGCAGAAACCUAAUAAUAAUUUUUAAAGUUUAGAAUUAAAUCUCUAAGAUUUUAGGGCUAAUUAUUUUUUAUUAUUGUUAACAUCUCUAUUAACACAUGUGGCUUUGCUGACAGUAAUUUUAAAUCAUCUCAGUCCAGUAUUUAAUUCUCUUGCUCUAUGCAACAGAUUUAUAGUAUUCUUUAGUCAGGUCUGUAAUGUUUUUCUUAAGUGCCUUUUUCCGUAGUUACUGUGACAAAUAAGGUACCACAUCAUUAAUCUAAUACAAGACAACCCAGGUCUAGGGAUUUUUUUACAAUUAUUGUCUUUAUUGAUUUGGGUCCAAAACAGAUCAAGAUAAGGGGGCUUAGUAAAUUUCUUGUUUUGUUUUUAUUUAGGUGUGCUCUUCAGAAGAAGAAAUAAAAUCUAUUUCUUUAUCACUUUGGUAAUUGGGAGCAAGGCAAAAAUGAAAAAUGUUUGAUGUCAGCUUCCAAAUGUUCUUGUUAUAACAAUCAUCUCUUGUAAAUAUCUCAGCCCCAACCUGUGGUUCUCAUACCAGGUUGAUAAAAAAUCCUUAUUUUCAGAGAAUAAAUACUAGAAGCUCAGUGCUUCAUUUUGUGGUACUAAGAGAUUCAAGAGUAACAUAAAAAUUAAUUUCAAUUUCAAUUUUAAUUUCAAACAAGCAAAAAAACCUCUGUGUCUCAGUGCCCAUGCACAAACACAUGCAAAUAUACAGGCUUGGAGAACACAUCUUGUUUUGAUUGAGUUUUGGUGUUGUCAGUACCUUCAGGCCAAGGAAUGCAGGUAGAAGAAGACACAGACAAAAUGUUUCUCAUGUUGUCUCAGCCUGCUUGGCAACAUUUUGGUCUUCCACUUGGCCUGAUAGAGAGAUAAAUGCUUUAUGUAGGCAUUGAGACUACCUGCUACUGGAAAUUCUGGGCUAGUUCAUAAAUCAAGUACUUACACACAGUCCCAGGAAUUCAGUGUCCUGCACAGGGCUCUUGGUACCCACCACUGCAAAUGGGACAAGAAUUUCUGAUCCAUCUCAUAUUUUCUUAAAAACCUGCAGUUACUAUCUAGUUACCAGUGAGAAAACAUGAGGAGGAAAUACAAUCUCAGUAGAUCAGAUCUUGAACUUGUCUAUGACACCAGCAGCAAGGCUGGGUCUCCAGCCCUUGUGAUGUUUCCCUAAAGGAUUUUUCCUCUCUCAGGUACCAGGCUGUACAUCAUUUGUUUUCAUCAGUACUAAUUCUUUUCCAUAAGAGCUGGUAUAGUAGAUCUUUUUAUUUAACUGUAUUCCUGGUUUUAGGAAAAAAACAACCUCAGUCAAAUCUCUUUUCUCCUAGAGCGCUACUGGAAUUUAUAAAGUCAACAAGUAAGUUGUUUUCUGGGCCAAAGAUAAACCUCAUGUACAAGCCAUUAAUACACCCAGACAAGCUUCUGCAAGGUAUUUGUGCACGUGUUUAACCUGAGGCUCUGAGACACACAGUGGAAGUCAAGGGGGUUAUCAGCAAUGUGAAAACUUAAGCCUAAGUUUGCAUUAAAUUAACAAAAGAAAAGCAAAACUUUAUGUAGGGAAAUGAUUUCUGUUAUAUGAGGUAUAGAGUACCCAAUGCUUUAAUAAUUGCUUAAAGAAACUCCUUGACUCUUCAAGAUUUACCAUCUCAAUUUUGCAUAUUUAUGUGUCUAUAUGGAGUAUGAAUCAGCACGAAUAUGGCUUAAAUAAAAAAAAAAACAAAAAACAAAACUCAUCCACAUGUGGAGGAGAAAAGCAGCUGGGGAGUUCUUUCUAUUCUGCUGAUAAGGGAUGGCCUGGCAGCAAACAGCAAAUAAAACAGAAAGAAAGAAGAAGUACAUGGUAUGGAAGACCAGGAAGAUGGAGGUGGUAUGCAAAGGAUAAAGAAAGUGUAACAGAUGAGAUGGCUGCAAGGUAGCAGAGGCACCGAUUGUGAGAAAGAGUAGGUAGAUGGUAGACACUUAAUAGUAUGGAUUUAAGAAGUGAAAUUCACUAGUUUCAUGAGCAAUUUUUCACUGUUCAAGAUAAGGCUUUUCUUCCCAGCCAACAGCAACAAGGAAAGGGCUGUGAGAGAACUCAGGCUGUGGCAGGGACAACUAGCAGGCAGGGCUUUUGACCCUGAUCUACAAUCCAUACCUGAAUUUGCAGGGAUUAUGCUUCUGUUCAUUUGGGAUCCUUGGAAAACAGCAGAUCUGUGUUCUGACCAAAAGGCUUGGCAGGAUGAACCUCCCAGUACACUGGAUCACCAAGAGUGCAGUGAGUAAGGGGAGUUUCUCGAACCUGACCUUUUGUUGGGAUUCCUGUAAAGGCUGUUCUCCACUGGGAAAAAAAAAUCAAACAAAAAAAUCUCAGACUUAAAGCAUUUAAAUGUUGGCUCCAUUUUUUGCAUGUAUCUAGAAAUUCUAGGCAAUAAAUUUUUUUCACGUGUCUUCUGUUUGUGUUUGGCAUCUGUAGAAAUUUAAUCAACUGCUUCUAAUUUUAAAGCACAGAUUAUUGCAGAUAGUUUCAUCUACAAAUUCCUGGAUUAAAGAAUGACUGGGGGAAAAAAAGAAUGUUAUUAAAUUGAAAGCUUAAAAUUUCACUCUAAUCUCAAAGGAUUUGAAAGUAUAUUUGGGUCCCCUUUGCACCAGCCUUUUGCUCUAAGUGUCAGAGCAUUUAAAAACCUCCAGAAGUAGCUUUGAGAAUUCUUUCAUGCUCUUAGAUUUUUUAAGACUGAUAGAAAACUGUAUAAUAUUUUUAACUGUGCAAAAUGACAAGCCAUUUGAGAAAAUAAAUCCAAACUUUUGCUCUGAUAUUAUAUGAUGCACUUAUUAUGUCAAUAAAUAUUUUCUGUUGUUUUUGUUUUC
This is a messenger RNA of Prinia subflava (tawny-flanked prinia), 6103 nucleotides long. RefSeq names its product serine protease 35 (gene PRSS35). The record is from RefSeq and is a predicted model, not a curated record. The coding region runs from base 159 to 1400 and encodes 413 amino acids. Gene Ontology annotation, molecular function: serine-type endopeptidase activity. Gene Ontology annotation, biological process: proteolysis. The transcript has 2 exons. NCBI's taxonomy places the organism in Eukaryota, Metazoa, Chordata, Aves, Passeriformes, Cisticolidae.